Gadus macrocephalus (Pacific cod) is the source of this 1500-nucleotide messenger RNA. RefSeq names its product G-box-binding factor-like. Bases 669 to 1241 code for a protein of 190 amino acids. The transcript is spliced from 3 exons. The record is from RefSeq and is a predicted model, not a curated record. NCBI's taxonomy places the organism in Eukaryota, Metazoa, Chordata, Actinopteri, Gadiformes, Gadidae. Gene Ontology annotation, molecular function: nucleic acid binding; zinc ion binding.
GAGAGACAUAGCGACAUAGAGAGAGAGAGAGAGAGAGAGAGAGAGAGAGAGAGAGAGAGAGAGAGAGAGAGAGAGAGAGAGAGAGAGAGAGAGAGAGAGAGAGAGAGAGAGAGAGAGAGAGAGAGAGAGAGAGAGAGAGAGAGAGAGAGAGAGAGAGAGAGAGAGAGAGAGAGAGAGAGAGAGAAGAAUGAAAAUAAAAAUAGUAAACUGUAGUCCGAUAGAUAGAUAGAUAGAUAGACAGAUAGAUAGAUAGAUAGAUAGAAAGAUACAUAGAUACAUCUAUACAUAUAUAUAGACGGAUAGGCCUAUAGAUAUUGUAUUUUCAAUCUAAUUUGCAUAACAUCUUUAUGAAGACUUUCCGUAGAGAACGAAGCUUAUCUGAGCCAACGUCAGGAGCAAGUGGAUGGGACGUGUAGUGUGUUCUCACUCGGUCUGUGACGGCGCUACCGGAGACUCCAGUAGUGUAAGCUUCCGUCAGGUCUCGGCAGAGAGUCCAUUCAAAUACCUCUCGACUGAUGUUGAACAUCCGAAAAACCAUCACGAAAGUAACCCGCGGGACAUGUAAAUUUCUUAUGGCUUGCUGUCUAAGUGGCCUCCCCCUGUGUUGAGUGUGACCUUCUACUGAGCCUCCUGUUUAGUGCUGUCAUCAUCACCUGCCAGGCCAAGGUAUGAAACGUCCAUACAGCCCCACCACUCUCCCAGACUCCGAAGCGGACCACCCAGACCGGGGGGUCUCCUCCUCCUCCUCCUCCUCCACCUCCACGUCGGUGGCGUUGGUGGCCGUCCUGGGUGGAGAGAUGAACAGCCAUGCAGAGCACCACCACCACCAACUCCUCCUCCACCACCACCACCACCAGCAGCAGCAGCAGCAGCAGCAGCAGCAGCAGCAGCACCAACACCACCAGCAGAGCUGCGGCGACUCCCAGACGGAGGCUUUAGUACCGGAGGAGCGGCCAGCGGGGGGCGCCCUGCCCUCCGUGCACCACAGAGCCAAGCGGGAGCGGAAGACGCGCAGCUACACGCUGUGUGACGUGUGCAACAUCCAGCUGAACUCCCCCGCGCAGGCCCAGAUCCACUACAACGGCAAGUCCCAUCAGAAGAGGCUGAAGCAGAUCAGCAACGGCAAGGUCCCCGCCAGCGGCCAAGGUAGGACCAGUGGGUCUGAGGGGCGAAACCCCCCCAGUGGCGGGCUGGAGUCUGUGGUGGCUGAUGUUGGCAACCAAAGGUUUGCAUGGAGGUGAUGCAGCACAGAUGGCAGCUGGAUCUAUUUUCCUUAUGAAUGCUCUUUGAAUUCAAACACUUUUUGGAGCUCCAAGUGUGAUUGCCUAUGCGGAGGGUGUUUCUCUAUGUGGGUGCUUGUGUGUGUUUGAGGGGGGAAAAGGUGUGUGUGUGUGUGUGUGUGUGUGUGUGUGUGUGUGUGUGUGUGUGUGUGUGUGUGUGUGUGUGUGUGUGUGUGUGUGUGUGUGUGUGUGUGUGUGUGUGUGUGUGUGUGUGUAUAAA